GUCUAAUUUGAUAAUGGUCGCCGUGUUAUGUUUCUUCGAUGUGGCGACCUGGUUAGCUGCAUGGGCAACAGUCUCCCGAGGUAACCAUCUGCUCCUGCAGUGCACACAGCGACAAAGACUCCCAAUUUACAUGCACCGUAAUUGGUGCUCUCUCCAUUCGACAUUUCUUGCUGCAGCCGCCGGCAAAUUAUGCUUGUGGGCCUUCAUCGGCCGUGAUGUGGCGUGAGCGGAGACAGCACACGUUAUUACGUGGUCCGAAGUUGAUAGCCACAUAGGUGGGAAGGCCUGCAAAAGUGGCUGCAAAAUGGUGAUGCCCACAUUGAUAGAAUGUGGGGCACCAACUAUGAGUUACACAUUAGCGGCCCCCGAAAGAACAAAAAGAAACGUGCAGGUUGGAAAGGCGGGAACGCUAAAAUGCCGUUUAGUCCAUGUCGCUGUGUUGGUCGCGGUAGCAGAUGCCUUGCGUCACCUGAUUGCUUCGCAAUGUAAGUUACGGCGACUGUUAAUGCAAACAGGUGGUGCACUGCCCAAUUUGCUUGCGCUACUGAUUGUCGCUCGUUACCAGAUCGCCAUGUGCGGCGACGAAAGUGAGCAGUUUACGAGCUCGCGUUAAUGGUUUCAGCGCAUCUCGACAUGCAAAUUUUAUUUCUGAUCUUGUAUGAGAAGGUGCACUGCUUUUCUUCUGCCAAUAAAGUCGCACGUCCUGUUCACUCACUUGUGGCUUGUUUGUAUGGGCGUCAGUAGAGGCUCUUUAGUCUCCUGGCCAUUAAAACGCGGCAGCUGAGGCAUGCCGCAAAGCCAGCGAGGCGAGCACGGCGCGUACCCAGCGUACGGCACCGGUAUAAAGCGGCCAUAUUAAAUAUUGUACUUAAAAAAAAAAAAAACAUUUCCGCUUCCUGUUUAAGUAGCGCCAUCUGUCGGGCCCCCCACUAAGUUCCAUGCGCUGCCGCUUCUUAUUUUCGAACCACUGUGGAAGGUACAGUUUCCCUUCUCUAAUGUUGUUCUUUAUUCUAUGGGCCUACCAUGACGCGUUCUCGACCGUAGAAUGCGCUCGUCAAAAGUGCUACGUUGCUGUGAACAACUCAAGCUUGUUAUACUUGUUAUAAACAAACAGCGCGAAUCCAGUGGCUAUGGGAUCUACAGAGGAAGAGCUUGACCUGAGCGAGAUCGAUGUGUUUGCCGCAAGACCAAGAAUAAGAAAAACCGACCCCAAGUCGCAACUGCCUAAAUACGUGAAAGCAGACACUGGGAGUAUAAAACUCCCGGCGAUGACUGUUAGUGCGGAGUUUAAGGAGAGGCUCGCCAUUGCAAGCCUGGAAGCAGGGAGCCUGCGUGAGAGGAACACGGCAGUGCGACGUCGAAUCGAGCAGCGUCGCAUGGCUCGCCACAGGAGGCGGCAGCAGGCAUCGAGCACUGAGGGCAACUCGUGUGAGGAGGAACCAGGUGACCAGCAGAAGUGGCAGGAGGUGCGCCCUUUCCUGGCUGUGAACGACCACCUCUGUGGUCCCGUGUCUCACGGCAGCUGCGGGCCCAAGACAGAAGUUGAAACCCUGGUGGAGGCUGCCAUUGCCAAUGGAGACUUUGACAAGGCAGAGAUGUUGAGCGACCACUUGGGCAACAGGCAGUUUGCUGUGAAGAUUGCAGACGCAUUUGCUGCCAAGCGGUGUGCAGAGGAGCAAGAGGCCAAAAGGAGAAGAGACUAUGUCAAGAGGCAGACCAAGUUACCUUGGGGCCUGAUGUGCUCACUGGAUACCAGAGGUACUCACUCUCAACUAUACAAUGGCUCAUACUGGCUCCACACGGAUUUCACCGGUGUGAGAUAGAGCGUGACGAAGGGUGUGAGUGGACGUAGGUUUGAAGCAAAAGAGCGGUGGCAGAUGAAGGGCAAUAUGUGACCGUGUGGCUAGCAUGAUGGAUCCAGGUCGUGGCAACGUUUGCUGCAGAUUCCAGUGGAGUGCUGUUAGUACGAACAGGCAAGCGCAAGGCCCCCAACUCCGUGCACGGGAGGAAGCAGUGCUGCUGCAGUGCCACCUCUUCCGAGUGACCUGCUAUGUGGCCACAACCACUCCACACAUUGCCCAGGUGUCUUAUCAGCUCCUGAUAGUAAAUGUGCUGUUGACUACAAGCAAAUGCAUUAAAAUGCUUUGGGUGAGCAA
Molecule: messenger RNA, 2156 nt
Organism: Dermacentor andersoni
Lineage: Eukaryota; Metazoa; Arthropoda; Arachnida; Ixodida; Ixodidae
Product: protein FAM204A-like
Source: RefSeq, a predicted model, not a curated record